Molecule: messenger RNA, 1233 nt
Organism: Eucalyptus grandis
Lineage: Eukaryota; Viridiplantae; Streptophyta; Magnoliopsida; Myrtales; Myrtaceae
Product: protein DJ-1 homolog D
Exons: 6
Source: RefSeq, a predicted model, not a curated record
ACGCCGUCGCCUCCCGCCGUCGCCUUCCCAAGCCCCACCGUAGGCACCCCAUUGGCGACUCCCGUACGUCCGGAGAUUUAUUCCGAGUCUCGGGGGCACAAUUUUACAUUAAAUGCCACAUUUGCUGAAAUCGAAUUCAGUGACUAUGAUGGCCUAGUCAUGCCAGGAGGACGAGCUCCGGAGUAUCUUGCGAUGGAUCAAUCUGUUGUAGACUUCGUCAGCAAAUUUUCUCAUGCUGGAAAGCCGAUUACCACUAUUUGUCAUAGCCAAUUGAUUUUGGCUGCUACAAAUAUUGUUAAAGGUUGCAAGUGCACAGCAUAUCCUACUGUGGGACCUGUACUGAUUGCUGCAGGUGCUCACUGGGUUGAACCUGAGAGCCUGUCACACUGUAUUACUGAUGGCAAUCUUGUGACUGGGGUUGCAUACCCUGGACAUCCUGAGUUCAUCCAGUCUUUUGUGAAGGCUUUGGGCAGCAGCAUUACUGGGUCGGAAAAACGGAUCUUAUUUUUAUGUGGGGACUACAUGGAAGAUUAUGAGGUAUACGUACCUUUUCAGUCUCUUCAAGCUCUAGGGUGCCAUGUUGAUGCAGUCUGCCCCAAGAAGAAGAGUGGUGACACUUGCCCAACUGCAAUUCAUGAUUUUGAAGGUGACCAGACUUACAACGAGAAACCUGGCCAUGAUUUUACUCUUACAGCUGACUUUGAGGGUUUGGAUGCCUCAAGUUAUGAUGCCCUUGUCAUCCCUGGAGGUCGUGCCCCAGAAUAUUUGGCCUUGGAUGGGAAAGUGAUUGCUCUAGUUAAGGAUUUCAUGGAGGCCAAGAAGCCAGUUGCCUCCAUUUGCCAUGGGCAGCAGAUUUUGGCUGCUGCUGGUGUUCUCAAGGGGAAGAAAUGUACAGCAUAUCCUGCUGUGAAGCUCGACAUGGUACUAGCCGGCGCCACAUGGUUAGAACCUGAUCCAAUCGAUCGCUGCUUCACCGAUGGAAACUUGGUCACAGGAGCGGCUUGGCCUGGUCACCCAGAGUUCAUUUUUCAGUUAAUGGCACUACUGGGUAUAAAGUCUGAGGAACGAAUGAGGAAAGAGAUGGAAAGAUUUGAUCAUGAAAGAAGGAAGGAAGAAGAAAGGUUGAUGCGUGAACAGCAGAGAGAGGAGGAGAGAUUGCUACGUGAGCAAAGGCGAGAAUCAGAGCGACAGGAGUAGUAUUUGCAGAAAGAAUCUAAGGCGGAGAAAAAGAGA